Spizellomyces punctatus DAOM BR117 is the source of this 1031-nucleotide messenger RNA. RefSeq lists its product as uncharacterized. The coding region runs from base 161 to 865 and encodes 234 amino acids. The transcript is spliced from 6 exons. The record is from RefSeq and is a predicted model, not a curated record. NCBI's taxonomy places the organism in Eukaryota, Fungi, Chytridiomycota, Chytridiomycetes, Spizellomycetales, Spizellomycetaceae.
GCGCCUUUGAACUGUUCUCGGACUUGUUCAAAAACGCAGUCGCAACGAUUCAGAACGCAUUUCAAAGAACCCUCUACAGGUUUCUCGUUUCCUUUGUUGCUUGCGAUAAAUAAUAGCGAGCACCACUCCGCUUAAUGAACUUGUACAUUUCUUCCACACAAUGACCACGCUGGAUACUCUUUCACCGGCCGUCUUGAAACGGCUAUCCAAAGAACUGUUGGACCUCAGCAAGGAUCCACCAGAAGGCAUCAAGACUAUACUGAACAUGGAUAAUAUCACAGAUGUGCAGGCUUGGAUUCAGGGGCCGGAGGGGACACCAUACCAAGGGGGAUGCUUUCGGGUAAAGUUGACUUUGGGAGGGGACUUUCCCACCGCUCCGCCAAAAGGCUACUUCUUGACAAAGAUCUUUCAUCCGAAUGUAUCCAAAACUGGGGAAAUUUGUGUGAAUGUUUUGAAAAAGGAUUGGAAAAAGGAGUAUGGGAUUGGACAUAUUCUCCUGACAAUCAAAUGUCUUUUGAUAGACCCGAAUCCAGAGUCCGCAUUGAACGAAGAAGCGGGCCGUCUCCUACUAGAAGACUAUAGUGCAUAUGCCAAGCAUGCAAAGCUCAUAACGAGCAUCCAUGGCAUUAACAGAAGCAUACAAUUCGGAAAGCUCCAAGAAAACUGUGAUGAUACAGAGGCGACCAAAACACGAAGAUCGGAAAAGAUGUGCGAGAAUACCGGACCAAACAUUAAAGCGGCUGCGGGAGCUGCUGAGGUGUUGACAAUCAACAAUGGGGGCACGACUAGCCCCAAGAAACGAGGGGCGGAUAAAAAGCUUGAGCAAGCCAAGAUGGAUAAAAAGAGAACGCUGAGAAGGUUGUAGAUGAUCUGGGAUUGGCAAUAUUUAUUUAGUCGUAAACGGGGCUUAUCGUCUCCGCAAAGGCCAUUUUUCCCUUUGUACACCUUUGUGCUGAAUGCGCUUUAUCUGGUUUUGAAAGCACACAGUUCCAUCGUGCACUGUCGCACCUUUUAAACAAAAUCAACUCCCA